Molecule: messenger RNA, 4080 nt
Organism: Zymoseptoria tritici IPO323
Lineage: Eukaryota; Fungi; Ascomycota; Dothideomycetes; Mycosphaerellales; Mycosphaerellaceae
Exons: 4
Coding region: 1-4080 (1359 amino acids)
Biological process (GO): tRNA methylation
Molecular function (GO): tRNA (guanine) methyltransferase activity; RNA binding
Source: RefSeq, a predicted model, not a curated record
AUGACCGGCCUUCGAGGCAAGACUGCAAGUCUUCUCCUCGAUCGAAUCCCUGGAGAUCAACGGCUGGAAGUUGUCCGAGAUGUCACGAGCUCACUGGGUCCGAAGAGCAGCAAUGCAGAUGUUGGUUUCGCUGCUGCCUUGUUGAAAUUGCAACCCGAAACCCGGUCUAGAAGUCUUCUGCUUGACCACCUGCAGAGCCAAGUGGAAAAUGGCUGCGACUUAGUAGCUGAUGCUCCAGAGCUGGAACAAGAAGUGCUGGCUCGAGUCAUUGAAUCCAUUGCUCAGUCGUGUUCACUGAGCGGUGACGGACGCAUUGAGAAUGGCGGCUCGACCCUUGAUUCUGGUCGCCAAAAACGGACGAAUGGCAUCGCCAACGAUUCCGGUCCUUCGGCGGCUGUCGACAUGAUAACUAAUUCCCUCAGAUUCGCGAGCCGAAGGUUGUCUGCAGAGCUGGCCGAAGUUCCCGCUCAACAGUUGUUCAGUUCUUGCCUGAAGCUGGUCGCAUCCGCAGAUAAGAGCAUUGCUUCGUCUGCUCAGGAAGCUUUGCACGCUCUACUCGCGCUGCGGUCGCAAGUCUCUACUGAAGAGCAGCAGAUGUUGUGGGACCGCAUCCAAAAUCUUUCGAGCUCGAAUGAUGCUUCUCACAAGACGGUCGGCUACUCGCUGUGGCUGCGCUGGACUAUGGAACAGUCGCUUGACAAGUCGAUCCUUGCUCAGCAGACCUAUUGGAGUUUGAUCGUAGAGGCUCUGAGGAACGGAGACUCCGAAAAACGAAAAUGCGGUCUUCAAAUACUGCGAUCGUCAGUCGAUAUGGCAAUUCGAGAACCUUCCCUGGUGUCGAUGGUAGCCGCGCAAUCAAAUUUGAACUCAUCUUCAACUGAGUCAAUACGGAAGCAAUACGCCAGAUUUUGCAAUACAUUCGAAACGAUCGUUCUCGGCAGAUACCUCAAUCAAGUGCAGUUGAGUGAAGCUGACCUAGACUUCUUAUCAUCACCACAGUCGGCAGUUAAACCGGUCUGGCUGUAUACUCUCCUAUCCUCGGCAAUGGACCAGCGACUGCAAGAAUCAAAUCGAAAGUUCAUUGGAACAUGGAUCAUGACCGCCAAUAUUCGAGUAGACGAUGCAGGAAGUUUCUUAACAUUUUUCCGAAACGACUUCAUACCAUGGGUGACAGCUGGAUACUUGUUCACAUCCUCGCUUCGCAGGGAAGAAGGCCAGCUACGGUGCCAGCACGGUGAUCAAUUAGCGACGUACAUCGCGCAACUGCUACAGAGCUAUUCCGAGCUUACGGGUGACAUUGCUGACGCCAUUCUGGACAGCAUGUUGGCUCGCAAGAACAACAACUUUGCCUACUCAAUGGUGUAUCAAGUAGAAGGUCUAGCACAGGCAUGGGAGUCUGUCGAGGGACUCGAACCACAGGCCGAACAGCUCGAAAAGCUUGCGAAGAUCUCUACUGGCUCUGCGAUUCCGGACGUGGCUCGAGACUUUGCGCUCGCUCGGUGCUGGAAGCUAUGCUAUGCGUACAAACAGAAGAACGCUGCCUUGACCAACAGCACGAUCGAGACUUCUGCUUCUCGGUGGCAGCGACUCCAGGAUAUAACGAAGGGACUUGACGCAGGCAUAUCAGCGCAGACCAACGGGACGAUUGCUUCAUCAGCUUUGGAUCCAUCGAAGAGAGAGAUCAAUGAGCAAGCAGCAUUGCGGAAGUGCGCAGAUCUGAUCGAGACACUGGACCGAGGAGUCGACCAGGACGAGGCAGAUCGCCAUAACGAGCUAGUGAAUGAUCUCUGGACCGACAUGGAGUAUCUCGAAUACCCAAAGGCCCUCCUUAUCGCUCUACCAGAAUUGGUUCUUCACCCCGAACUUGUCUCCAUGGCGUCAGUAACAGCCUCGAGCAACGAUGCCCUGGCUCAGACGUUGGUCAAGAAGACGCAGGCUUUGCUAGAACAGGCAGACCGGCGAUCUUACUUGCUCGCUCCUAUCGUCAGUGCGAUCCGAGACGUGGCAUUGUCAAGUCCAGAGGCAGCCUCGACUCUGAAGCUGGAAGACUCGAUUCUGUAUAUCGCCGAGCAUCCUCCGACUACCACUAUCGAUUCGCAAUUGGAAGAGACUGCAAGUUGCCUUCUGAAGUCGAUGGACCCGUCGUUGGUGCGCUUCUCAUACGAAUACUACUUCGGCGAACGAGCAAGCUAUGGAUUUGCUGCCUUGAUUGAUAUGACCAAUCGAUUGGGAAAUCUGAACAAUGGCCUUGCAGAGAACCUGCUCAAGCGUAUAUUGGAGAAAUGGGUGAAGCAAAGACUGCCACCUCCGACCGUCAGUCAAUGGAAAACAUCUCUUCAGCUGCAAAUCAUGCUGCUCUGUGCGGAGCAAUACCUCCCGAGGGCAAACGGAACCGAGGCCAGGAAGCUGUUGAAAGACUUCUAUCACAUCCUCUCCGUCGAGCCACUGCCAACACUUCGCUACAUCAUUGAGUGGACCAUCGCCAGGGCAUACAUCCACCAUCCCAGCCUCGGCCAAACCAUAUUCGAUGAGCUUAGCACGAAAGACCACCACUCGAAUCCGAAAUUCCUCGCCUCGCUUAUGAAGAUCGGAGUGACUAUUGCCAAAACGUCCACUUCCGACGAGGCUUUCGCUAUGAAGCUAGCCACUGUCUUCGUCCCGUUGGCAGCCUCGUCCAAAGUCGUUAUCCGUCACGAAGCGCAGUGGCAGGUGCCCAUCCUCCUGGACCACGCUCGUGAAAAGCAAUGGCGGUCCAUCAUUGAGUCUACCGCUUUCAUCGCUCUGGACGACUUUAUCCGCAGUCUCGAGCGCUAUUCGGACCCACCCGUCGACCGCCAGAUCGAUCAACUUGAUCCCAUCAGCGACCACAAUCUCAUCCACCUUAUUUCCGGGCCAUGGUGGGAUCUCGACCAGGUUGAACAGCGGAAAUGCCAGCACUCCGACUUUGUCCGUCUGCUCGCGAACUCUUCUCCUGCACUUCCUGCUCCGUGUCUUCCGCUGGGACCUCCUCCACCCUCAUCUACCACAUCGUCAGCUACAACCAACACUACUCAGGAGCCUGCGGACGCUGCCGUCAACCGUGUCCGACGAAACGUCAACACAAUAUCCAGCACGCUGACAUCGACGCCUCUUCCAUCUUCCGCUUUACAAACCAAGGGAACGUCAUACCUCGCGACCCGAGAUGCCGCCCGACCAACUUCACUCAUCGUCAUCGCCUCCCUGGUAGAUAAUCCACACAACCUGGGUGGGCUCUCGAGAGUCUCAGAGAUCUUCGGCGCCGGCGCCCUCUACGUGACUAACCCAACCGUGGCCUCAUCCAAAGACUUCGUUGCGGUUUCCGUAUCUUCACAUUUCCACUUACCCAUCCUCGCGCUUCUACCAGACGACAUUCCCUCCUUCGUGGCAGAGAAGCGAAAGGAAGAAGGCUAUACCAUCGUGGGUAUCGAGCAGACGGACCGCAGCGUUCUCAUUGGCGGCGAUGGGAAAGAAGUCGUGGCACUGCCAGAGAAAUGUAUCCUCGUGGUUGGCAGUGAGAGGGAGGGUAUACCCGCUAAAGUGUUGAGUGAAUGUGGAUUGCUGGUGGAGAUUGAGCAGGUGGGCGUCACGAGAAGUUUGAAUGUACAGACUGCGGCAGGGAUUGUGUUGGCGGAAUACGUCCGGCAGAGGAGGGUGGAGAAGAGGGAGCGCGCUUCGGAACAUUACUUGAAGUUUGGAAGGUGCAUAUUCCGAGUGCAGGAGCAGGUAGAUCGAGACAGUUCCAAGCUCCUUUCAACGGUGCACGCCCACUUCGCUCCCGCUCCAGCUCCAGGCAAUGUGGCUCCAGCUCGCUUCGUCUCGCAGCUGCCGUUCUUCAUUCCCGAUGCCACGGCGGCGAACAGCAAACUCCCCACGUACUUCACCGUGGGAUCGGUGGACAACGUGACUCCUCCGGAACCGGCCAUUGCGUUGGCCAAGAGGAUGAAUGCGACGUUGCAAGUCGUUUCAGAAGCGGGACAUUUCGAUGUCUAUCCAGGAAAGUUUGCGUAUGAACGGAAUGUUACUGCUCAGGUGGCUUUCUUGCAAGAGAAUGUGCCGAUUUGA